Mya arenaria is the source of this 4024-nucleotide messenger RNA. RefSeq names its product integrin alpha-PS5-like. The transcript has 22 exons. The record is from RefSeq and is a predicted model, not a curated record. Gene Ontology annotation, cellular component: external side of plasma membrane; integrin complex. Lineage: Eukaryota; Metazoa; Mollusca; Bivalvia; Myida; Myidae. Bases 518 to 3772 code for a protein of 1084 amino acids. Gene Ontology annotation, biological process: cell-matrix adhesion; integrin-mediated signaling pathway; cell adhesion mediated by integrin. Gene Ontology annotation, molecular function: integrin binding.
UUUUAUUUUUUUUUAUUUUGGAUCUGAUAUAUUGACACAGAUAUUUUAAAGUUCAAACAAUUGAACUUAGCUAUUUGCUUUGAUUGUUCAGUGAUUUAAAGAAGCCAGUUAAUGAUUUGAUUUGUUAUUCACAGAGGAAUAUAUACAUUACAUGAGUUUUGUUAAUUAAGGGCAAACUCUAGCGAAAAGGAUGACCAAGUGUGUACACUAUAGUCAUUAUUUAAGAUAAAGAAUAUAUCAACGCUGCGUUGUAUUUCACGAUUACGUUAAUGUCCUCUCCCUUAAAGCGACGUUAGAAAAUCUGGCGAGAAUACAGGGAUAGUUGAGCCUUCAGUUGUCAUCGGUGCACUAACAUUAGAUGUGUAACAUAAGUGUUUUGGGGCUGAACAUAACGUAUCUUCAUUUCUUGAAUUAUCGAUGCAGUGGUUCUUCGGGUCACUUUUUUAACACAGAUGGAUAUAACGUGUGCUUCAAGGCUUUGACAACUUAAGACGGACUGUAAACCAAUACGUGUACAAUGGGAACCAAAGCGCUAGACUACCUGCUAACAUGUGUGACAUUACAUCUGACAUUAUUUUCUGUGCACGGAUUUAACGUUAACGUCAAAAACGUCAAGGUCUACGAUGGGCCACAGAAAGGAACAUAUUUCGGGUAUUCAGUCGCUAUGAUGAGAUCUAACGGCGUCAACUGGUUGAUGGUUGGAGCACCUAAGGCCGUUGACCCUGAGCAAGACCCCGCAACUCUUGGGGGCCUGAUCGGAGUUCGCUCCCCUGGCGUCGUCUAUUACUGCCCGAUUGAUGGAACCGAGACUUGGUGUCAGCAACUCAUGAUAGAUAACACUGGGAACAUCGAUGUAGUUGCGCCUGGAAACAGAAGGUUGCGACACGACAAGGACGAUGAGUGGCUUGGUGUGGCUAUGGACGUCUCUCCUGGUAGCGACAAGAUGGCGGUAUGUGCCCAUCGCUGGAAGAACGCGCGCUACUUCAGACAGGGCUUCCUGUACAUGCAGGGCCUGUGUUACGAGACGGCGGACUCGGGGACCUCCUUCCGGUUGGUGCCACUGUUGGUGGACAAUGACCCGUCAAACCUGAUACACAGCGAGGACCUCUACCCCAUCUGGGCGUACGGCUCCAUGGGACAGGCCGUCCAGUACUCAAAGGAUGGCCUUGAACUUGUGAUUGGAGCGCCGGGACUGAACGAUUGGCAAGGCGGGUUUGUAACAGAAGACAAUUACCGACGGAACUUCACGGUGCAGCCUUUUGCCGAUGACCGCCGGAACUGGCUUCUGGGAUAUACAAUUGCCACUGCCCGGCUGAUGAGAAACAACGUCAGUUACGUCAUAGCUGGAUCACCUAGGGCGAACCUUAGCGGCACGGCGUUUGUAUUUGAAUCAAAGAGAGAACGCGUGGUGGCUCAACCUUUCUAUGGCGAACAGUUUGGUAGUUACUUCGGCUCAGUUAUCUGCGCGGCUGACGUCAAUGGUGAUCAGCUUGAUGACGUCAUCAUCGGUGCACCUCAUUUCGCUACGAAUAGAUCCGAAGAGGGCAGAGUGUACGUCUAUAUCAACAAAGGCUUGCUGCGGUUUGAACGCCAGCAGGAUACCCUUAACGGUUCUAACAGUGAAGGAGCGAGGUUCGGUAGCGCCAUUACAAACAUAGGAGACAUCAAUAAAGACUCUUUCUUUGACCUGGCGAUAGGUGCCCCCUACGAGAAUGACGGCGAGGGUGCCAUCUACAUAUACAACGGUUACACCGGCGGUGUGUGGCCUCGUUACUCACAGAGGAUUUCUGGAAGUGACGUCAGAUCCGGUCUCAAGGCAUUCGGAUCCUCGUUUACGAAACAGUCGCUUCAGAUUGGAGAAUCGUUUGCUGUCGGUGCGUACGACUCAGGGUCCGUUGCGUUGCUCAGUGUUAACCCUGUGGUAGCCAUGGAAACGAUGAUGCAGGUUCGCCCGGACAGAAUCACGGCGGACGAACCGUACAUCGGACUAAACGUCUGCUUCAAAUUUACCGGACAGGCCGCCUCCCUGCCCGCCACAUUAGGUGUUCGGUACAGUAUGGACGUGGACACGAGCACUCCUGCAGGAAAGGUGCGCGCCCUCGUCAUCCCCAACAACGUCCCCUACAUUUCACGGGCCCUCAGCGUUCGACAGGGGGAGUUUGUCUGUGACCAGGACGUCCGGGUGUAUGCCCCGUACCAGGACAUAUGGCGUGACGUGGAGGUACACGUGCGAUACAGCCUCGAUGUAAACCCGACCUGUACGUCCGGUUGUCCGGUCCUUGAGGGCUUCAACGGCCGCCGCCCUCAACAGGCCGUCGACAGAAACGAGCUCCGCAAGACGAUUCAAUAUGACAAGCAGUGCGGAGCUGACAAUUUCUGUGACACCAGCCUAUCUCUCGACAUCAGGGCAAUAACAAACAGCGGCCAUAUAGUUUUUGGCCAGGACAAGACCAUUGAAGUUCGCGUGGCGCUCUUCAAUGGGAAGGAGAACGCUUAUAACGUCAUAAUUGACGUCUCACUUUUUGGAAACUACACUAAGGAGCUGAGGUCAUAUGGCAUGGAAGGUGAUCCAAUAGUUGACUGUGACCUACUGAAGUUUGAAAUCGAAGCAACAGAAGUGAUGUCAAAUUCCAACACCACCCAUCGGUGUCACGUGCGCAAACCCUACCCGCUAAAAAGUCAACAGGAAGUGGCAGUUCUGUUGCAAUUUCCGCUGGACAUGUAUGUCACUAAAAGGGAGUUUCGGGCAACGUUCACCGUAAGGACGGAAGAACAGACGACAGUUGAGGCAACUGAGACGCUGGUGCUUCCGAUCAAAUCUGAGUAUGGGAUCAGAAUAGAAGGUGCUUCCGACCCGGAGCAGGUUACGCUGGGUGUGCAGCAGGAGUCGAACACAUGGACAGAAGUGGAGCACCGAUACUCCGUGAAGAACUUAGGCCCCAGCCCCCUGGAGAAUGCGGAGAUACUCGCGUACGUUCCUGCCAUUAUUCACCGAGGAGAUCAGCUUAUUACAAAUAUAUCAGUCUGGUUAUCCGACUAUCAAUCCGACCCCCCUCGAAAGGCUAGAUGUUACGAGACCGUACGAGACAGCAAUGUGGCCUCAUCAGAGUCAGCAGGCGGAUACGCCAUCAGUGUGGACUGCUCUGCGUUUCCAUGUAAACGGUUCUCGUGCUUUAUGGUGUCAUUCACAAAGGACCAAUCACUGCUUGUCUCCGUUAACAUGUCUGUCAGCCGCCAAAUUCUAUCUAGACUUCAGGCACGUGACACAGUGAGAUUGGCGUCCCGUGUUUCAAUACCAGAAGUUAACUACGGAAAAUCUCUGGAUAAAGAGGUAGAAACCAUGUUCCACAAAACCACCAACAGUAUGGAACGUAAAAAGCUGUCCAUCCCCAUCUGGCUGAUAAUCGUAUCUGUCGUUUCGGCCUUCCUUGUUCUCCUCGUAAUCAUCGCCAUACUCAUCAAGAUUGGAUUUUUCAAAAGGGCGAAAAAUGAAGAACUCAAAAGACUGAAAUCAACAAAAAGAACCUCCUCACCAUUUAAAGACACUGUGCGGGACCAUGCUAGUAAUGGCUCAAGUGACAAUACAAGAAUAAUGAGUACCAUUGAGGAUACAGACGGGGCCACUGCGCAUGAGCACGAACAUGCCCAUGACAAUCCAGUCGCUAAUGUACAUGACAUCGAUACUUUCUGUGGGGAUUUCCACUCAUCUGAAAAGCAUGAUAACUUUUUAAAUGAUUUGCAAAAAGCAACUGCGAAGAAUUCUUACAGUUGAAUUAUUUGGACGUAUAUAAAAUGAGCUAUGCUGUGUAUUUUUUUUUUAUUAAUUAUGACAUUGAAUGAUUUUCAUUGCAUGACCAAUUACCCCUGUUUUAAGCAUACGAUAUUUAAUAUUCAUAGAAUGUGUUCCUUAAGUUACGAGUAUGUGUAUAUAUUUCUAAUCUCAGUUGUGUUUGCUCUACCUUUGCUUUACUUCAUUUAUCAUGACGAUAUAAGAUAACGAAUUAUAGUCAAUAAACUUGGUGUG